Messenger RNA from Momordica charantia (bitter melon), 3217 nucleotides. RefSeq names its product zinc finger BED domain-containing protein DAYSLEEPER. Gene Ontology annotation, molecular function: protein dimerization activity; DNA binding. Lineage: Eukaryota; Viridiplantae; Streptophyta; Magnoliopsida; Cucurbitales; Cucurbitaceae. The record is from RefSeq and is a predicted model, not a curated record.
CGGUGAUUUUGAAAUUCACCAAAGCUUUUUCCCUCUUUUCCUUCACUUUCUUGACUUUCAGUUUGUUAGAAUCUGGUUUUCCGGAGUUCUUUUCGAUUUCGGAAUUGUGUUUGGUUGAUUUGGGGAUGGGAAAUGUGGGGGGAGGACUUCGCGGUCUUCUUCUCUUCUUAUUCGUUGGUCCUGCGAAGUCCGAGUUCCAGAAUUGAGCUCGGUUUCGAUGAUUUUCUGUUCAAAAUUUUGUGUUUCGUGGGUUUUUCAUUAAACUGGGUAGCUGGGCUUGAAAUGCCCAAAUCUUCAUCAAACCCUAGAUCUGAAAAAAGAAAAAGAAAAAAAGAACUGUUCUAGUUCUCGUUCGACUACUAUUCCUAGCCCAUCUUAGAUAUUAUUUUUUCAGUAUUACCCAUUUUAGCCUCGCGAUUCAUCAUCCAUGUGGACUCGAUCAUUCGGUUGGAAUUUCCGGAGUUUAAAUUGUGAAAGAUGCCUUCUUCUAGGUGGGCCGAAGAUGGGUCUUUAGUGGGCCCRGACCAGGCCCAUUAUUCUGGUUUGGGGUUUCUUUCCCCCUCUUUUAAGGGGGUCGGUCUCAAACCUAACGCCUCUCUCAAGUCUCAAGGCUACGUCAAAAACUGACCCGCCGUUUGGGCUUUGGGGGGUUUUCACAAAUCUGAUUUUACAAACAAAAUGAGGAUGGAAACAGAUCUCUUUCGGUUCCCUUUUCUUCCUGGGUUCGGAAAAAUGGAAAUAAUCUUCCCAGACGAAAUGGCAACUCCUGAUGAAGAAAACAUGGCAACGCCGGGGAAAGAGAUUAUGGUGGUGACUCAUGAUGAAGACCAUGAUAUGACAACUCCAAAUGGUGAAAACAUGGUAACUCAUGAGGAUGAAAUAAUGGGAACUCCCGAUACGGAUAAGUUGGGAUCACCAGAUGAUGGACAUAAUGAACUAGCUCUUGUAGAAGUACAGCCUAACAGGAGGAGGAAAAAGAAGUCCAUCGUCUGGGAACAUUUUACUAUCGAAUCUGUGAGUGCUGACUGCAGAAGGGCAUAUUGCAAGCAAUGCAAGCAAAGUUUUGCAUAUAGUACGGGAUCAAAAGUUGCUGGCACCAGCCAUCUGAAGCGGCACAUUGCUAAAGGAACCUGCACUGCACUUUUACGUGGUCAGGACAAGAAUCAGUUGGUGGCCACAUAUACCCCACCUUCAAGAGGGAAUGUGAGUGAUCCACCAAAAAGACGAUAUAGAACCUCUAGCUCACCAUAUGUUAUGGUUGAUCAGGACCGUGGCCGGCAAGAGAUUGCUCGAAUGAUCAUCAUGCAUGACUACCCACUGCACAUGGUUGAGCAUCAUGGAUUUGUAUCCUUUACCAAGAACCUUCAGCCUCGGUUUAACAUGGUGAGCUUCAACACUGUUCAAGGGGAUUGUGUUGGAACUUAUUUAAUGGAGAAGCAAAAUUUAAACAAGUUUAUUGAAGCGAUUCCAGGGCGUAUAUGUCUUACCCUUGACAUGUGGAGUUCUAGUCUAUCGGUAGGUUAUGUGUUUAUUAUGGGAAGUUUUAUUGACAGUGAUUGGAAGUUGCAUAGACGGGUCUUGAAUGUUGUAAUGGAAUCAUAUCCAGACUCACCCAAUGCACUUAGCCAUGCUGUUGCUGUAUGUCUCUCUGAUUGGAGACUGGAAGGGAAGUUAUUUUCUCUUACGUUGAACCAAGUAUUGAGUGAUGCUGCCCUUGAUAAUCUUAGGCCUCUACUUGCCAUCAAGAAUCCCCUUAUCCUCAAUGGUCAAUUUUUGGUUGGAAGUUGUAUUGCUUGGACGUUAAGUGACAUCGCAAAAGUUGUAUUAGAUGCUGGAGAAAGUACGAUAACAAAACUUCGGGACAGUGUGAAAUAUGUGACAACUUCAUAUUCUCAUGAGGAAAAGUUUUUAGAGCUCAAGCAACAACUUCAAGUGCCAAGUGAGAGAAAUCUCUUUCUUGAUGACCAAAAGCAAUGGAAUACCACUUACCACAUGUUGGUGGCUGCCUCUGAGAUGAAGGAAGUAUUUUCCUGUUUGGAUACUUCUGAUCCUGAUUAUAGGAUAGCUCCAUCAGUGGAAGAUUGGAAGUUGGUUGAAAUUCUCUGCACAAACUUAAAGCUUCUUUUUGAUGCUGCAAAUAUCCUUACCACCACAACUCACCCAUCUGCCAUUACCGUCUUUCAUGAAGUGUGGAGAAUUCAUUCAGAAUUGUCUCGGGCAGCUACAAGUGAGGAUCCAUUUGUAAGCAACCUUAGCAAAUUGAUGCUAGAAAAGUUCGAUAAAUAUUGGAAAGAUUGCAGCAUAGUGUUGGCAGCUGCCGUUGUGAUGGAUCCUCGCUUCAAAAUGAAGCUCGUUGAGUUUAGUUUCACCAAAGUCUAUGGUGAAGAAGCUCCUGUUUACAUCAAGAUAGUUGACGAUGGGAUUCACGAGCUCUUUGAUGAAUAUGUGGCGUUGCCUCUACCUCUAACACCAACUUAUGCUGAAGAUGGUAAUGCCGAUGGUGGUAACAUGAGGGCAGAAGAUUCCCAGGGAAAUCUUCUGUCAGACAACGGAUUUACAGAUUUUGAUGUCUACAUUAUGGAGACCACCAGCCAACAGAUGAAGUCAGAGCUCGAUCGGUAUUUGGAAGAUUCUUUGUUGCCCCGUGUGCAAGACUUCGAUCUAUUGGGAUGGUGGAAAUUGAACAAGUUCAAGUACCCUACUCUUUCAAAGAUGGCUCGUGAUAUCUUGUCUAUUCCAGUUUCUACGCUUCCUCCAGACUCUGUAUUUAUCACCAAGAGGAAGAAAAUGGAUAAGUACCGCAGCUCCUUGCGUCCUGAGACAGUGGAAGCCAUGAUAUGUUCCAAGGAUUGGAUGCAGUAUGGAUUAUCCGAAGUCUCUAAUGCUAUGGUAAGAAUGGAAUACUAAUCUCUGUUUAGCUUUGUUGAUAGGUUGAUAUGUGACAUCUUUCUGUAGGUUCUACUUUGCCACUAGGGGUUAACAUUUGUACCAUUUAAGACAAUUGUAAUUCAUCCUUAAAAUCUAGAUUCUAGAAUAGAUUUUUAACUGUGAUCAUAUGUACUACUUUCUAGGAAGCGGUUGGGUACACCUUGUUCAAAAAAGUGCAGUAAAUUCUUGAGCUAAUGCUAUCUCUAUAUAUAUUUAUAUAUAUAUAUCACAUGCUUAGAACAUUUUUCUUUUGCCCUUUGAUGGAAUUGUCCAUCAGAAUGGGCGUUAA